Debaryomyces fabryi is the source of this 912-nucleotide messenger RNA. RefSeq lists its product as uncharacterized. The coding region runs from base 1 to 912 and encodes 303 amino acids. The transcript has a single exon. The record is from RefSeq and is a predicted model, not a curated record. NCBI's taxonomy places the organism in Eukaryota, Fungi, Ascomycota, Pichiomycetes, Serinales, Debaryomycetaceae.
AUGGGUGCAACAAGGCUUGAUAUAGUGAAAGAAAUCCUAUCCGGUAAAGAUAUUUCGAUUCAGGAGGAAAAGGAAAGUAUAGAAGAUUCUGCUAAAAUCCAAACGACCUAUAUCCGAAGACUUCAAAAUGACAUCAACCUUACCACUACAUUUAUCAACCAAGCAAAUGCUUCAAUUGAAAUGCUAGUUUCGAAAACCGAAACUACACCAUCAGAGGAUCCGAUUACUUUAAAGAAGAAUAUUAUUGCACUAUGUGACACCUACGGAAGAUUACCCUUUUUAUCGGAUAAAAGUGAUGUUAUUGGAAUAGCCUCAGCAUCGUCAGUAAUCGAUGGGAUAGUUCAACAACAAACAGAAGCAAGCCUAUAUUUGAAUAAAUUAAAUGAAACUAAUUCCCAAGAAAUAAAGUCUAAGCAAUCGUUGCUGGAGGACUAUAACAGAUUGCUAAAAUUAAUUGAUCAAAAGCUCGUUACUGGACAGGGAAGAUUGAAAGAAAUGGACCAAAAGUCUGAUAAUAUAGAACUGGAUCCAAUUUCAAAACCUCAGAGCAUAAGGGCAUUGAAUAAUAAACUUAAAGAAGCACGUCAAUUGCAAGAUUCACUACUUACGUAUUUAAAACGAAUUGUCAUUAAAUACUUGGCGGUGAGUGAUUGGGAAGUACAACACGUUAUGACCGAAGAAAAAUUACAAGAAAAUGUGAAUGCUUGCAUAGAAUUGAUAGAUAAAUUAAUGACAUCAUCAAUUUAUUCCAUCGAAAAUGAUUCAGAGACAGCUUGGGUUGAAGUCGAUCCUAGUGAAAUUGAAAGUAAAUUGAUCAAUCAUUUAUUAAUGAACGAUGUUAUAAUCUCAAGAGAUGAUUCUACAAAAGAGAAGUUAUUCUUGAUGCUAAGAAACUUUGGUUCAGAAUUUUAA